GUGGCUGAGAUAGAGAGAUCUGCCAGCCCCUGUUCAGAGCCUGACGUAGCGCAGCUGCGUGAGCGACUAACAGCUUUAGAUUUGCAGCUGCAAGAGACCAGCGUCCAGGCCAACCAACAGCUGUCACUCCUGCACUGCAACCACGAGCAGCGCUUACAGCUGCUCCGGCAACUCGAGGAGCUGCGCCGCUGCGACGAUGACGAGGCGUCGUUCCCUGACCUGCCGACGGAGGAGGACCUGCUGGUGUCGUCGCUGCCGUGCCUCGCGUUGCCUCCCCUUGCUUCACCGCGCACCAAAAAACAUGAAAAAAUUAUAGGCCUUAAAAAAGCUGCAAUCAGCUCAGCGUGGGGUCGCGUAUUGAGUAGCAAGUUGAACAAGUCCCCAGCGAGCCCCGCAGUCUCCCACAGCACCCCCGCUCUGCCCCCCUCCCCGCCCUCUGCUACCCGCACGGGCAAGAGGGGCUCCUCACAAUUCUAUGCCCCACUCCUCCCUGAGCAUCAAAAGAGGACGCCGCUCAACGUCGAAUCCCAACUCCAAAUGGGAAGUGACGAAGAGGAAGACGAAGAGAGGUACACGAAGACAGAAAUUAGCCCUGAAGCGUUAGCCGAGAUUUCUGCUUUCAAGCAGCUCAUCCAAGCCUAUUUCGCCGGCCACUGCUUCACGCAGUCGCCUGAAUUACAGCAGUACUUGUAAACAUCUAUUUUCUUGGUUCAUAACGUACGUUUCAAAUUUUAUGCAAAUUUCGAAUGAUUGGCAAAAUGAUUACGUCGACGUCCUCCUUGUGGGCCUCUAUGUGAUUUCAGUUACUUAAUGCAAGCUCAAAAAUGUCAAAUUGUAAUUCAUAGCAAGUGGUGAAUUUUUCUCGUAUUUAUAGACGUCUCGGACAAUUUUCCUGCCGGACUCGCGGCCGGUCUCCAAAUUCA
Messenger RNA from Hyalella azteca, 923 nucleotides. RefSeq lists its product as uncharacterized. The annotation marks the transcript as partial. The record is from RefSeq and is a predicted model, not a curated record. The transcript is spliced from 4 exons. Lineage: Eukaryota; Metazoa; Arthropoda; Malacostraca; Amphipoda; Hyalellidae.